Molecule: messenger RNA, 1200 nt
Organism: Seminavis robusta
Lineage: Eukaryota; Bacillariophyta; Bacillariophyceae; Naviculales; Naviculaceae
Source: the annotation of a GenBank genome assembly
AUGAAUCAAAACAACAACAACAACAACAAACGAGGCUAUGCCAUUGAAGAUGGUGUCCAAGCCCAAAAGAAACCCAAGCCCGAUCUUGCUGGCCAGGGAGGAAAUACCAGUAGCCGGGAAUGUUGUGAGUGCAAUAUCAUAAAGUGCCGGGGUGACUUUAGUAAGAAGCAGUGGAAAAAAGGGAACAACGCUAUUACCUGCAACGAUUGCAAUAGUCGCGCUUUCUGUGGAACACCCAAGGGCAAGGCCCCCAAACCCACAUUUUGCUGCCAAAGUUGCAAAGUCGCCAAGACCAUCCAAGGGUAUGCAAAUGAUCAAAGGCAGGCCUUUAGAAUGAGUGGUAAAAACGUACAGAAUAUUGGUACUGACAACAAGGACUGCCCCAUUUGCAUCGAAUGCAUCAUCAAGAUGCCCAGAGUAUGCAAAAGGUGCAAGGAAACAAAACCUGUGGCAGAGUUUUCGAAAUGUCAACAAAUUCUCCCGCGCGAACUGACCGCAUACAAUCAUCAGAGUUUGACCAUUAAGAAGUACAAGUCCAUGGACAUGGCACUCAGUGAGAGUAUCAAACCGGAAAGCUUGGUGGGCACCUAUGACGUUAUUUACCAUCAUGGAUCCUGCGAUGAAUUCACUGAAAAUCGAACCACCAAAGGAACCUGCAAGUUCUGGUUGACGACCAACGAAGAAAAAGCUUCCAAUCGAUUCCGCAAGGAGGAUGACGAGGAUAAUGAGGACUUCGAGGACGACGUUGUUUCUGGUUUGGUUCAGUUUGAGAAGGAACUCCAACUGAAAGACGAUUAUAUCUUUCAGAAGGACUACACUGUGGGAUCUGCUAAUGGUACAGACUUUACAACCAGUCUUGUUGAUGAGGAAGGCCGUGACCAGGUUGAGUGUAGCAUGGACGAUGAACCCAUCAUGUCUGACUUGUCUCAAGUUGUCACCCGAGUCGCUUGUCCAUGGAUGAAACAUGAAAUGAAAGAUAACGACACCGAGGAAGGUGACAUUGCCAAGUUUGAGACUCUCAAAGAAGCUGAGACUUUGAUGGAGCAGCAUGAAGAAAAUGGCCACUCCAAGAAUCACAACAUAAGACCAGUGUUUUUCCUGGAGCCAGGAGAUCUAGUCCUUCAAUCCUCGUGGGGCAGCGAUGGUUUUUGUGAAUCGGUACAUACCAUUUCGAUUCUCCGUGCUCGCAAAGCAAACUAA